Synchytrium microbalum is the source of this 837-nucleotide messenger RNA. RefSeq lists its product as uncharacterized. NCBI's taxonomy places the organism in Eukaryota, Fungi, Chytridiomycota, Chytridiomycetes, Synchytriales, Synchytriaceae. Gene Ontology annotation, cellular component: mitochondrion; membrane. Gene Ontology annotation, biological process: mitochondrion organization. The record is from RefSeq and is a predicted model, not a curated record. The transcript has 5 exons. Bases 1 to 837 code for a protein of 278 amino acids.
AUGGCUGCAUUGGGAACGGCACUAGAGGCACUCGCAAGAUUUGCAAUCCCAGCUGGGUUGGCUGUAGCCGGUCUAUCAAAUGCCAUGUACAAUGUGGAAGGAGGCCAUCGAGCAGUCCUCUUUGAUCGAGUACGAGGAAUCCUCCCAACCACCGUCGAAGAAGGCACUCACUUCCUCGUGCCCUGGCUCCAACGCUCCAUAAUUUACGAUGUUCGCACAAAACCUCGCAACAUUCCAACCACGACGGGAUCAAAAGACAUGCAGAUGAUCUCACUUACUCUGAGAGUUCUGCAUCGUCCAGACUAUGAGAAACUGCCAAUCAUUUAUCAGAGUCUCGGUGAAGACUAUGACGAACGUGUCUUGCCUUCCAUUGGUAAUGAGGUGCUCAAGGCUAUUGUCGCACAGUUUGAUGCUAGUGAGCUUAUUACCCAGAGAGAACUGGUAUCGCAACGUAUUCGUGAAGACUUGGUGAAGAGAGCUGGUGAAUUCAACAUUGUCCUUGAAGAUGUGUCUAUAACUCAUCUGACUUUUGGUAAAGAGUUUACAAACGCUGUCGAGCAAAAACAAAUUGCUCAACAAGAAGCAGAACGAGCUCGAUUCGUAGUCGAAAAAGCAGAACAAGAGAAAUUAGCUGCCAUCAUUCGAGCUGAAGGUGAAGCUCAAGCUGCAGAUCUCAUUGGUCAGGCUCUGACACGAGCUGGUCAGGGACACGUUGAAUUACGUCGUAUUGAAGCUUCAAAGGAAAUCGCUACUCAAUUAAGUCAGUCUCGUAACGUUACAUACUUGCCUGGUGGUAGGAAUGCCAGCAAUCUAUUGUUGAAUGUUGGAGGCAAUUAA